Molecule: messenger RNA, 3457 nt
Organism: Harpegnathos saltator (Jerdon's jumping ant)
Lineage: Eukaryota; Metazoa; Arthropoda; Insecta; Hymenoptera; Formicidae
Gene: Ire1
Product: serine/threonine-protein kinase/endoribonuclease Ire1
Exons: 14
Coding region: 368-3253 (961 amino acids)
Biological process (GO): mRNA processing; IRE1-mediated unfolded protein response; protein phosphorylation
Cellular component (GO): IRE1-TRAF2-ASK1 complex
Molecular function (GO): RNA endonuclease activity; ATP binding; protein serine/threonine kinase activity
Source: RefSeq, a predicted model, not a curated record
UAAUGUCCUUACUGUACUUGAGACACGUGUCCAUAUAAACUAUGUAUAGAAUGUGUUAUUUCUUAUAUUUUGUGUAAUAUUUUCAAUAUCUAAAAUUCAUAGAGAAUGAUCAAAUUCACGAUGUUAUGAAUAGAUAUAUUGUUAUGAUGACCACUUUGGCCUCGACUAUAGAAAAUUGCUACAAGAAUACAGCAACACGGUUAACAAAUUAAGUUCAUUUUCUGACAAUCACUGCAAGCAUGUUUCUUCUCAAUUUCGUAUUGUACUUAAGAAGACAUAAUGACUAUGUAAUACAACUGCAAAAAAUACAACCCAUGUUUCAAAUAAUACAGAUGGUUGCGCAAUAACUUAUUGCUUUAUAACAAAAAUGGCAAAAAAAAUUGAGCUAGUGACACUUGUUAUUUUGCUGAUACUUCGAUUUGUCAUAGGACAACCAACUGAUAAUUCCAAUACUGAGUUAGUAGUGGAACAAGAUGAUACUCUUGUUUUGUUUUCUACACUUAGAGGAUCUCUUAUAGGAGUUAGUCAACGGUCUGGAGAAAUACGAUGGCAACAAGAUAAUGAACCAGUAGUUAAAGUACCUAUUGAUCUACCAGAUACUAAAAUGCGUAUGUUUCUACCAGAUCCCAGAGAUGGUACACUUUAUUUAUUUGGUAGAGACUCAGAAGCAUUAAAAAAAUUACCAUUAACUAUCCCCCAAUUAGUGGCUAAUAGUCCUUGCAGAAGUAGCGAUGGCAUGUUAUAUACUGGUAGAAAAAUUGACACUUGGUUUAGCAUUGAUCCAAUGACUGGUGAAAGAGAACAACUCUUGAGCUUUAAUGAAGUGAAAAACACUUGCCCUUUGAAAAUACAGAAUGCUAUUUUUAUCGGCCGCACAGAAUAUAAUAUUAUUAUGGUUGACAGUAAACACAAAGACAGAAAAUGGAAUGUAACAUUCUACGAUUAUUCUGCAGAAAAAAUGGAAUCUGAUGUAGCUGAUAAUUACGAUUUAUUACAUUUUACCACAAGCUCAACAGGUCGAGUCGUGACACUAGAUAAAAGAUUAGGCAUGGUUCUUUGGGAAUUAGAUCUUAAAAGUCCGAUAAUAGCGAUGUACACCUUAACUGAAGAUGGAUUAUUAACAGUUCCUUUUACAAGUAUUGCCGAAGGGACACUGGAUUCAUUAUUGAGAAGACUUGCUGCAAAAUCAACUGAUAUUCAAUUAUUUAAAACUUUAUAUGUCGGGCAACAUCGGUAUGGUCUUUAUGCUUUACCAUCGCUAGUUGAUACGGAUACGACGACGAUAUCAAGCAAUAUUGAGCACUUGUUGCUGGAGGGGCCAUUAUUAACCUCGCAUCUUGAUACAGAUGACAAUGAAGUGCCACUGCCAGGAAAUCAUGUUUUUAUUUCUAACAUUGAUGUAGCUAAUGACUAUCAAAGCUUCAAACGCACUAAAAAUAUCAUUAUGUUAGAUCAUUAUAAUAUACAUACAGAAUAUAAAACACAGAAUCAGCCUCUUCAAAUAACCGGACGAUCUGACCCAAUAAUUGAAUCUUCAACAUUGAACGUUACUGGUACUAAUGUAUCUAUCGCCGUGCAGGCAGAUAUGCCAAACAAUAUAGUGCAGUCAGAAAACCAGCAGAAUUGGCAGAAGAUUAUAACGAAAACUUAUAACGCCACCAAAUCGUGGAUAAAUCAGCAAGAGGAUAAGGCUUUAAAAUUAACUUUAAUUAUACUUAUAGGAUGUAUUAUUGUAAUGUUGUGGUACAUAAGCACACAAAUUAAGGGAUAUCAGCAGUUGUCGCAAGGUUCGCGCGAAAAUAGUCGCACAAGCUACUCUAAUAAAGAUAGCUUAUCUAUUAUACCAGAAGAUAUUGGAGAGGGCUUAGUGAGAGUAGGAAAGAUUACAUUCGACACAAGACAGGUCUUAGGCAAAGGAUGUGAAGGAACAUUUGUGUACAAAGGUCAAUUUGAUGGUCGUGCUGUAGCCGUAAAACGUCUAUUGCCGGACUGUUUUAUGUUUGCUGAUCGAGAAGUGACCUUGUUGAGGGAAUCAGAUGCACACGCAAAUGUAGUUAGAUAUUUUUGUACUGAACAGGAUCGUAUGUUUAGAUAUAUUGCUUUAGAGUUAGCUGAAGCUACAUUGCAAGAUUACGUGGUGGGCAAAUAUAAUAAGGAGAAAAUAUCAGUAAAGGAUAUUUUAUAUCAGGCAACAUUCGGCUUAGCGCAUUUGCACUCUUUGGAUAUUGUCCACAGAGAUAUUAAACCUCACAAUGUGCUUCUUUCCGUUCCUGGACCACGAGGUGAAGUGCGUGCAAUGAUAUCAGAUUUCGGCUUGUGCAAAAAACUUCAGUUAGGUCGCGUAUCAUUUUCGCGAAGAUCUGGUAUUACUGGAACAGACGGCUGGAUAGCACCGGAGAUACUUAAUGGAGAGAGGACAACAUGUGCAGUUGAUAUUUUUUCGCUUGGUUGUGUUUUUUAUUAUGUUUUCUCUAGUGGCAAGCAUCCCUUCGGCGAUCCUUUACGAAGGCAAGCCAACAUCCUCUGUGGUGAAAGUAAUCUGGUAGCACUACAAAAUAUAUCUGCAAGUGAUAGAGAAUUAGCAGUACUACUCAUCAAGAUGAUGAUUUGCAACAAUCCUUCUGAUAGGCCACCAGCUUUGGCGAUUUAUAAUUAUCCUAUUUUUUGGAAUUCGUUAGAGAUUCUGAGUUUCUUUCAGGAUGUUAGCGACCGAGUGGAAAAGGAUCAAUUGGACAGUCCAGCUUUAAUAGCUUUAGAAACUUGCGGCAAGCGUGUAAUAGAAAAUGAUUGGGUAUCGUACAUAGAUGUAGAAGUUGCAUCGGAUCUACGAAAAUACAGAAGUUAUAGUGGCGAUAGUAUGAGGGACCUGCUCAGAGCUUUGCGAAACAAGAAACAUCAUUAUCGAGAAUUAAGCCCGAAAGCACAAGAAAGUCUUGGCGAGAUUCCAGGUCAGUUCACAGAAUACUGGCUAUCUCGAUUUCCAUAUUUGUUAUGUCAUGUGUGGUGUGCAAUGUACACUUUCCGAAAUGAAUCAAACCUUAAACGUUAUUAUCAUUCACAAUAUACUUUCUUGUGCGGUUGUGAAGAACAACAAGAGACCAUACGAAUAACUCGAAUGAAAAACGUACUAUCGACAUCAACCAAGAGAAUUAAUCCGAGCACCAAUCCAACGAGAUAUCGCGGUCAAAGGAAAAAACAGGAAAGAAAAAAACAAGAAGAAUCGACAAUUUGCUUAAAGUCGUUAGCUAAUUAAAUUAUUUUGUAUAAAAUAAUUUCAACAGAGAUAAAAUCAAAAUGAGAUGAGAGAAGAACAGUAUAUUAACGCACGCGCGUACAUCUAGACUGAAACAAAAUCUGAGUUUAUGAUUAAAUCUCCAUUUAAUUUUAAUAAGAUAUCCAAUAACAUAAGGAAUCGUUUUCGAUUCUUUAAGUACGACAAUAUUUAUUACAUAGUUUU